CAAUCACCAUUCCCCGCCCAACAAAUCAUUCUGGGCCCUGGAGAGCCGGAAAAGGAACAAGUCAGAGGAGCUGAGGGGCUCAGGGGUGCGGGCCGGCCCUCCAGGUUAGCUCCGUGUGGGCAAGACCCCAGACCAUGGGUCUCCAGCACCUGCCCAGCUCCCGGAACUUUGCUUUUUCUGGCCCGCCCCCUGAGCGUGCGGCUUUCCGGCCAAAGUUCUGAGGGAAACAUGGUCUCCUUGCGCCUGGUUGUCUUUGCUGGGAAGUCCUGGCUGUCCUGUGGCCUCGGUCCUCGGCGGUUUUUCAGUUAUGGGACAAAGAUAUUAUAUCAAAACAUUGAAGCUUCCCAGGCUAAAUUCUUUCCACCAGUUCAAAAAGUGAUGCUACCACCCAAUAGUUUUCAAGGAAAAGUUGCAUUCAUUACCGGGGGAGGUACUGGCCUUGGGAAAGCAAUGACAACCUUCCUGUCCAGCCUGGGUGCUCAGUGUGUGAUAGCUAGCAGGAAUGUUGAUGUUUUGAAAGCUACUGCAGAACAAAUUUCUUCUCAGACUGGAAAUAAGGUUCAUGCAGUUCAGUGUGAUGUGAGGGAUCCUAACAUGGUCCAGAACGCAGUGUCAGAACUGAUCAAAGUAGCAGGGCAUCCCAAUAUCGUGAUAAACAAUGCAGCAGGAAAUUUUAUUUCCCCCUCUGAAAGACUGUCUCCUAAUGCUUGGAAGACGAUAAGUGACAUAGUUCUAAAUGGCACAGCCUAUGUGACGCUAGAAAUUGGAAAGCAACUAAUUAAAGCACAGAAAGGAGCAGCGUUUCUUGCUAUCACAACUAUCUAUGCUGAGUCUGGAUCAGGUUUUGUGGUACCAAGUGCUUCUUCCAAAGCAGGCGUGGAAGCCAUGCACAAGUCUCUUGCAGCUGAAUGGGGUAAAUAUGGAAUGCGAUUCAAUGUGAUUCAGCCAGGGCCUAUAAAAACCAAAGGUGCCUUUAGCCGUUUGGACCCAACUGGAGCAUUUGAGAAAGAUAUGAUUGAAAGAAUUCCCUGUGGCAGACUGGGGACUGCAGAAGAACUGGCAAAUCUUGCUGUUUUCCUUUGUAGUGAUUAUGCUUCUUGGAUUAAUGGAGCAGUCAUUAGAUUUGAUGGCGGAGAGGAAGUACUUAUAUCAGGUGAAUUCAACAGUCUGAGGAAGGUCACCAAGGAGCAGUGGGACACAAUAGAAGGGCUCAUCAGGAAGACAAAAGGCUCCUAAGGCCAUGCGGGCUUUUCUUGGUUACAGUAGAAGUCAGAAAACAGAAGUAGUACGAACUGACUGUAAUCUUGAAUAUUGUCAAGUCUAAUAGGAUUGUUAAUUAACAGUGAUUGAGUGCAUAUGCUGUGAUAGAACAAUGAUAGCCAUUGUAUAUCAAAGAAAAAUAAGAUGAGAUAUUGUCUCUUCAAGAAAAUUGUAAAGAAUAUCAUGUUUGAACUGCUUGGGUCCCUGCCACCCACGUGGAGUCUCCUGGCUUCAGCCUCGCUCAUCCCGGGCUGUUGUGGGGACUUUGUGGAAUGAAGCAGUGGAUGGAAAAUCCAGCUGUCUCUGCUUCUGUCUCUCUCACCCUCUCUGUCUUCCUGAUAAAUAAAAAGAAAUAAAUCCUGCUUACCAGUGUCAAACACGAUGAAAAAUGGAUGCUGUCUUUUUCUGCUCUUUUGUUUUUGUCAUGAUUAUAAUAGGAAAUGUGAGAAUACAAAAGAAUGAAAAAAAAAAAUGAAAAGCUCACUGACCUCCUAAAGUAAUUUUCUUUACGUUAGUGUGUUUAUUUUCAGCAUUUUGCUUUUUUAUGUAACAGUUUCUGUGCAGGUAGUUUGUAUAUGUAAUUUAUACAAAGAGUCUACUGCAGUUCAUUCCCCAGCUCACUUCACAAAACAGCCAUCUUCAGCUCCUCACUGUCUGCUUUUUCUUCUGGAAAAUGCCCCAUGCUUAUAUUGCUAUUUCUUGAUUCCCCCCCCCCCCCCAAUUUUAGAACCUUUGUGGAUGAUACUUUAGUUCCUUGUUCCAUUUCCAAACCCAUCCUCUGCCUUCUGCUUCUCCAAACACACGUGGACAUACAUAGUAUUUUCUUUCCACCAAUUCUACCAAUAUAACUAUAUCUCUGUUUUUUAUUAACUUGAUAUUUUUACCUUUUUAUAACUUUAUAAUUUUUUUUUGUUUUCAAUAUUUUCUUAUUGCCCGUUUUAAAACCAUUCAGUUGGGGGUCUAUGCAUAGCGGAUUAAGCCACUGCCUGCAGCACCAGCAUCCCAUAUAGGCACCUGUUUGUCCUGGCUGCUCCACUUCCAAUCCAGCUCCUUACUAAUGCACCUGGGAAAAGCAGUGGAAGAUGGCCCAAGUGUUUGGGACCCAGCCACCCAUGUGGGAGACCCAGAUGAAGUUCUUGGCUUCAGCCUGGCCCAGCCCUUGCUGUUUUGGCCAUCUGGGAAGUGAUCCAGUGGAUGGAAGAUUCUCCUCUCUCUGUAACUCUGACUUUUAUGUAAAGUAAAUAGAUAAUGAAAUAAUUUUUAAAAAAAAUUACCUGAUAACAAUUUUCCAGGCAUAGGUGUUUGGCCUGCUGGUUAAGCUGCUUACUGGGAUACCUGCAUCCCAUAUCACCAUGUCUGGGUCCUUUCUGGUUCCUGCUUCCUAUUAAUGCACACUCUGGGAGGCAGCAGGUGAUGGCUCAGGUAGUUGAGUUCUUUUCACAUGGGAGACCUGGACUGAGUUUCCAGCUCCCAGCUUGUGCUUGGCCAGGUUGUAGACAUUUGGGGAGCAAACCAGUGGAUGGGGGCUCUUUCUGGCUGGUUGUCUGACUCUCUUGCUCAAAUAAAUAAAUAUUUUGAAAGUAUUUACCAAUUUCAUACUGAGCUCCUUUAAAAAUGUGCUUAAUUGGGGCCUGUGCUGUGGCAUAGUGGGUUAAGCUGCCACCUGCAGUGCGGGCAUCCCAUAUGGGUGUCAGGUUCCAGAUGCUCCACUUCUGAUCCGGCUCUCUGCCAAUGUGCCUGAGAUUGCAUAGAGGAUGGCCCAAGUGCUUGGGCCCCUGCACCUAUGUGGGAGACCUGAAAGAAGCUCUUGGAUCCUGAAUUCAGACUGGCCCAUCUUCGGCUGUUGCAGCCAUUUGGAGAGCUAACCAGCCCGUGGAAUACUUCUCUCUCUGUCUCUCCCUCUUUCUCUAACUCUGCCUUUCAAAUAAAAUAAAUCUUUAGAAAACAAUUUUUUAAAAAUGUGCUUGAUAUUGAGAUGGUAUACUUUUUUACACUUGUAAAUUUCCUUUUUGUCUUAUUAACUUGGUUUCUUAAUGGGGGAUUGUAAACAUUUUUAUUUGUGUUAGCUUGUAUGUAAUUUUUCCUGUUAAACAUCUCUCAGAAUUUGCCUCAUUUCUGCAUAUUAUUAUAAAUGGUAGAUGAGGGAGAAAAAUUUGUGAUCAUAACAGAAUCAGAAGAGAGAAGACAUGGAGGAUACCAACUAAUAGGAAUUAUUGCUGUGUCUGAAAGAGAAACAAACAUUAUUGAUGGAGAGUCACUAUACCCUAUGACAGGCCACAUCCUAUUUUCACCUUAAGAAUUACGGCUUUGUCACUGUGAUUGGUACCUUUUAUGAGUCCUGCUUUUCUUUCACUAAUGGAGGGAUUAAUACUCAGUAAAUUAAAGAGGGUUAUUGGUGACAGUGUCACUCAUCUUACAAUUAAAAUGUGAAAACCUGCAGGAGCUGUUUCAGGUACAGUAUGACAGCCAUUGUUUCCUUACUGUUCCUGUGGAAAAUAAAGCAGUGAAAUUUAAGUGGCUUUGAAUAAUAAAAUUUUAGAGCUGGGAAAGCCUUAGACGCUACUAAUUCCCAAUCCUUUUAUUUUACCAUUGAGGAGUCUGGCUCAAGGAAGUUUUGUGGCUGCUGUAUCUGGCCCAGGUUAGAUCAUGGCUUAAAUCAAGAGAUAACAGGAUCUAUAUGAGAUACCAUUAUAUUGCAAAAGGCCUUAAGGGCGAGAAGCCCAUUAAUUUUUUAAAAAAAUGUUUAAUUAGAAAAGUGUACAAAUCGCAAAUUGUCAUAAAAUGAAUAUAUCCAUGUGACCACUGCUCAGAUCAAGAAGUAGAACACUGGGGCUGGCAUUGUGGCACAGCAGGUUAAGCUGCUGCUUAUGACACCAGCACCCACUAUCUGAGUGCUGGUUCAAGCCCCAGCUAUACCACUUCUGAUUCAGCUCCCUGCUAAUGUGCCUGGGAAAGCAGCAGGUGAAGGGCCAAGUGCUUGGGCCCCUGCCACCUUGUGGGUAACUCAGAUAGAGUUCCUGGCUUCUGACUUUGGGCUGGCCCAGCCCUGGCUAUUGAGGUCAGCUGGGGAGUGAACCAGUAGAUGGAAGAUCUGUCUCUCCCUAUCUAUCACUCUGCCUUUCAAAAUAUAUAUAUUUUUAAAAGCAGAAUAGCACUGGGAAUCCAAAAGACUUGCUCCUGUCCCUCAUCAAGACUCCAUACCUGCUCCCUAUCUUGACUUCUAACACCAUAGUGAAGUUGUUUUUAUGUAAAUAGAAUCAUACAGCAAUGUAUUCUGUUUCUGCCUCUUUUUUUUUUUUUCUGGGUAGCAAUUGUUUAUGUAUUCUCACUGUCCAGUGAUAUUCUACAGACUAUAUACUAUCAAUGAAGGUACCACAUUUGUUCAUUCUACUAUUGGUAAUCAUUCAGAUUGUUUCUAGUUAAGAUUAUGCCAGGGCCAGUGCAGUGGCUCACUUGGUUAAUCCUCUGCCUGCAGCACCAGCAUCCCAUAUGGGUGCCGGGUUCUAGUCCCGGUUGCUCCUCUUCCAGUCCAACUCUCUGCUGUGGCCCGGGAGGGUAGUGGAGGAUGGCCCAAGUGCUUGGGCGCCUGCACCCACGUGGGAGACCAGGAAGAAGCACCUGGCUCCUGUCUUGGAUCAGCACAGCGCACCGGCCGUAGCAGCUAUUUUGGGGCGUGAACCAACGGAAGGAAGACCUUUCUCUCUCUCUCUCAUUGUCUAACUCUGCCUGUCAAAAAAAAAAAAAAAAAAAAAGAUUAUGCCAAAGACAAUGCUUAAAUAAAUGUUACUGUGAUGAAAACAAACCCACCUUUCUGUUAGAUUGGUGAUAAAUAGUGAAAUCACUGAAUUAUAGGAUGUGCAUAUGUUCAAAUUAAGGAUACUGCCAAAUGGUUUUCUAGAGUGUUCACAAUCUAACCUCCCACCAGGCAGAGUGUUAGCAUUCCUACUGUGUCACAUCCUUACCCACCAAUACUUGAGCUGCAUCUUUAGCUGUAGUCUUUCUGGUGUCUAAUUUUUUGAAUUGGUGUUUGUCCUCCUUGCUAAUAAAGCUGAUCAAUUUGUA
This is a messenger RNA of Lepus europaeus (European hare), 5322 nucleotides long. It is a transcript of the gene DECR1, whose product is annotated as 2,4-dienoyl-CoA reductase 1. The record is from RefSeq and is a predicted model, not a curated record. Gene Ontology annotation, molecular function: 2,4-dienoyl-CoA reductase (NADPH) activity. Gene Ontology annotation, biological process: fatty acid beta-oxidation. The transcript is spliced from 10 exons. Bases 229 to 1236 code for a protein of 335 amino acids. Gene Ontology annotation, cellular component: mitochondrion. NCBI's taxonomy places the organism in Eukaryota, Metazoa, Chordata, Mammalia, Lagomorpha, Leporidae.